Messenger RNA from Eruca vesicaria subsp. sativa (arugula), 534 nucleotides. The record is from the annotation of a GenBank genome assembly. NCBI's taxonomy places the organism in Eukaryota, Viridiplantae, Streptophyta, Magnoliopsida, Brassicales, Brassicaceae.
AUACAAACUCUCUUCGUCAUUGUAAAUCAUAAAAAUAUCACAAACAUCUAUCUUUCUAAAGUCUCUCUCUUGAAAAUUCGAAGUCUCUUUGUCUUGUUUAUUAUAUUUACUUAAUCAUCAUGAAUUCGAUGUUCAGUGCCUUCGACGCCCUCUUCGUAGAGCUUAUGGGAAAAAACCUUAUGGUUUCUUCGUUUAAAGCUACCUCCGCCACCAACCCUAAACCUGCCGCACCACAAACGCCAAAGCCAACGCAGAAGAAGGAAAAAGCUAGAAGCAAUAAGAUGGGUUUUGUGCAGAAGACUCCGAGGUUUGCUCUGGAGCUUGACGGUCUACACUGCUUCGAGACAAUAGUCCGUUCUUGAUUUUGAAUCUUAUUUGAUACGUUCUUGUUGCUUGACCUGAAGAUCAGAAAACAAAAUUUAUGAGUUUACUUGUUAUUUUUAUUGGAUUCAUUCAUUAAACAUGUGAUUGUGGAUACGUUUUGCUAUAUCGAUUGAUUCGAUCGGAAUAUAUUAUAUAGACGUUUAUAAUCUA